Coregonus clupeaformis (lake whitefish) is the source of this 1986-nucleotide messenger RNA. RefSeq names its product homeobox protein Hox-C12a-like. Lineage: Eukaryota; Metazoa; Chordata; Actinopteri; Salmoniformes; Salmonidae. Bases 14 to 868 code for a protein of 284 amino acids. The record is from RefSeq and is a predicted model, not a curated record. Gene Ontology annotation, biological process: regulation of DNA-templated transcription. The transcript has 2 exons. Gene Ontology annotation, molecular function: DNA-binding transcription factor activity, RNA polymerase II-specific; sequence-specific double-stranded DNA binding.
CGGGCCCGCGGAAAUGGGCGAGCAUAAUCUUCUUAAUCCCGGGUUUGUGGGACCUUUGGUAAACAUCCACACUGGAGACACUUUUUACUUUCCGAAUUUCAGAGCCUCGGGGGGACAACUGGCGGGGUUGCCGUCUCUCCCCUACCCGAGAAGGGACAAUGUUUGCUCCCUCCCGUGGAACCCAUCGGAGCCGUGCAAUGGAUACUCUCAAUCCUACUUUAGCAGCCCCGUAUCUAUUAACCCUUCUUUCAACCGGUCGUGUGAAAUUACUCGACCGGAGGAGGGUAAAUGUUAUUAUAGCAACGGCAGCGCAAGCAGCAGAGAGAACUGUUCCGGGGGUGGCGGGAGCAGCCUAAAACGAGAGGAUAGAGUGAGGGACACAUCAUCAUCCAUAACAUCUGAUCACGGUAUGCACACUGGCAUGGGCAGCAACAACAGUGGUGCCUUUUCCAAGUAUGAUUAUGGGACCGAGCAACUCACUCAAGACCCGCAGUCCUGCCUAUCUCUGGAAUCCGAUUCCAACUCCUCGCCUCUCAAUGAGGGCAGCAAACCGUCCUCCAGCGACCCUCAGACCCUGGUGUCACCGGGAAACCACACCGUCCACUCGGGCAACAUAGCUGCAGGCGGAGGUGCCCCGUGGUACCCGAUGCACAGCCGGACCCGAAAGAAACGCAAGCCCUACUCCAAGCUCCAACUGGCCGAACUGGAGGGCGAGUUCAUGCUGAAUGAGUUCAUCACCAGACAGCGGCGGAGGGAGCUCUCUGACCGCCUCAACCUCAGCGACCAACAGGUUAAAAUCUGGUUCCAGAACCGGCGUAUGAAGAAGAAGAGACUGAUGAUGAGGGAGCAAGCUUUGUCCUUCUUUUAGAUUUAGUAGAGAGGCAGCAGCAUACGGAGACUCGAUUGAUAGGCAGUAUUUAUCCUGUCUGCAAUUGCUAUAAAUGCAUGCAAGCACCUAGCCUACUCUCACUAAAUCUCCAUCACACAGGAGGUACAAAAUGUUCAGGAAACUGUUUAAGGUGUAGGCCCCAAAGAAAACGAUCAAGUGAUACUGCUGCCAUAACUUAGAAUCUCUGCAGUUAUGCCAGAUAGUACUGCCUGUAUAGUGUUAUGGUAAAACACUUAUACGGACGUUUAUAAACUGUGAGAUGAUAUUCUUGCGUUCCCCGCCGGAUAGGCCUAAAGGAUGGAAUUAGUGCAUGGUGUCCUAGACUCUAGUAAGUUCCCAAGCCCUUAAAAAUGAAUAAUUUAUUCUGAUAAAUGACUUAUAACCGCGUAAUAAUCCUUAUUAGUCAUAUGGCCAGUAAAUAUGAAUUUGAAAACUAAAUGAACUAAAUGAAAAGCAAUAUAGCCUAAUAAAUAAAUGAGGCCAGAUUGAGAGAUGAACCUGUAAUCAGGCCAAUUCUCCAAUGUAGGCCUAAAUGAAUCCCCUUUAGGCGCAUUCAUUGUCACUGACAGUGAGGACAUUUCCAGUUGUUUAAUAUCUCCCAAAGUUCACGUGUAAUUGAUGCAGAACACAAUACCCUUAUCUACUUUUCGUAGUCUCCACCACGUGUUUGGGCACAUGUUUGGUCACGUUCACUGUCACCGGCACCGAUUCAGACUCCAAGCCGCACAAAAUCCAUGCCAACCUCUUUAUGGCUGCAGCGCAUUUAACUAUUAUUUGCCAUGAAUUCGUUCAUGUGCUGACAACCUUUUCGAGAUAUUUUCAUAUUUUUUUCAUUGCCUCUCUCCUCAUCUCCCCCCUCUGAGCCAACCGCCUCUGAAUAACUUUAGCGUUCACUCUUAGAAAAAAGGAUCCAAAAGGGUUAUUCGGCUGUCUCCAUAUCAUAGGGGACUGGAAAAGUCUAAACGAUCCUUGAGACUUCCCAACUCUGACGUCACCCCGUUGAAGUCGACAUUUAAAACGGUUAAGGUAAGGUUUAAGGUUAUGGUUAGGGUUAGGUAAGGGUUAUGAUUGAGGUAAGGUUAAGGGUUAACCUUUUA